Messenger RNA from Trichomycterus rosablanca, 2694 nucleotides. Its product is annotated as probable E3 ubiquitin-protein ligase HERC3. Gene Ontology annotation, cellular component: cytoplasm. The coding region runs from base 1 to 2694 and encodes 897 amino acids. Gene Ontology annotation, molecular function: ubiquitin protein ligase activity. NCBI's taxonomy places the organism in Eukaryota, Metazoa, Chordata, Actinopteri, Siluriformes, Trichomycteridae. The transcript is spliced from 23 exons. The record is from RefSeq and is a predicted model, not a curated record. Gene Ontology annotation, biological process: protein ubiquitination; ubiquitin-dependent protein catabolic process.
AUGACACAACACCUGAGAAAUGAGAAACACUGUCCUAAACAAGAGUUGUCAUUGUUUUCAGGACGCACUUUAGAUCUGAAGAAGAAGAAAGUUGCUUUAUUCAGCAGUGGACAGGAGCAUGUUGUGCUUGUGUCCAAGGCAGGAACAGUGUUCGAGUGGAAACGUUCAGAGUCCAACAUACCCAGAAGCUUCAGCAACUUGACUGACAGACAAAUUGCACAAGUAGCAUGUGGGAAUAAUCACUCAAUUGUUCUAACCAAAGAUGGUCAGUUGUUCACAUGGGGUGAAAACUCCAAUGGUCAGCUGGGUUUGGGAACCGAUAAGCCGAGCUCUCGGUGUCCUGAACCCCUGAAGUCUCUGUAUGGGAUCCCAUUGGCUCAGAUCAGCGCUGGAGGAGACCACAGCUUUGCCCUGUCUCUGUCUGGUACUGUUUUUGGCUGGGGCAAGAAUAGCACGGGGCAGCUGGGGCUUGGAGACUUGGAGGAUAGGCAUGUUCCUGCUUGUGUGAAGAGCUUAAAGCAAAAGAAGACUGCAUUCAUCUCAUGUGGAGAGGACCAUACUGCUGUUCUGACAAAGGGAGGAGUGAUGUUCACUUUUGGUUCAGGUUGUUACGGGCAGCUUGGACAUAACUCACUCAGAAAUGAGCUUCGACCUCGUGUGGUUGCUGAAUUCUGGGGGACCAAAGUGUCCCAUAUUGCAUGUGGAAGGUACCACACCCUAGCACUGGUGGGAUCAUCAAAAACUCUUUAUGCAUUUGGUUGUGCUGAACAACAGCAGCUGGGAAAUGAACAUAAGACCAAUCAGUGUGUACCAGUUUCUGUACACCUGCCACCAGAAUAUAAUUCAGAUCAGGCCGUUCAGAAAAUCAUUGCUGGAGGGAAUCUGUCUGUCAUCUGCUUCUCAAAACAGGUAAACAAUACCGAGUCAAAUCAGUGUUUAUUUGAGGGGACAGCUGUGUUGGAUAUGGAAAUUAUUGAUCGAUGGAUCUUAGCAAGCAACUCAAAAUCAUGGAAAAAUGUUAAACGGGAAAUCAAGAAAAUCUUCUCAUCAGCAUCAAUUAUCAAUGGAAGUUUCAUUGAGAAGAGUGGUGAUAAACAUUAUAAAACUGGGAGAGGUCAUUCUGGUCUUGAUUUGUCCUUGGCACGUCUUUCUUUCAUGAAGCUGGCCAAGAGGGAGAACAUUCUCUCAGAGAUUGUUGAAAGGGUGGAGAAGAAUCUGUUGCCCUCUCUGGGAUCCACUUCUGUUUCUGCAGAGGCUUUGAGAAUUUAUCUCAUCCUGCCUGAACUCCUUCAAGUGCUGAGCAAACAGCAACGUUGCUUACAGCUUACCAUCGACUUUGCAAGUGCCAUUUUACAUCUGGAUGAUGAGUCACAGGAUAUCUUAACAAGCCUGUGGACCAGACUACCUGAUAGCUACUUUGAAAUGCUGGUAAAGACAUUUCAUUCUGUGUGUGAAUACUUCAUGUCCCAAAUGAAAACAUCACCACUGAACUACUGGACUGAAGUAACACCACUGCUAAAGGUUCUGCAGAGGCUCUACACUAUUAACAGUCGGAGAGUCAGUCAACUGGCUGAUAAUCACUUCCACAUCAACAUAAUUACUGAAUUGUUCGUCUUGUUGACAUUGCAUCCCAUUUCUGAGCUGAUGGAUAUUCUAGAUGAAGAAAUCUGGGAAGCAUCUCAUCUCAGAGUGCUUCAAAGACAAUCAGUGUUUGGAAGUACAGUUACAUAUGUGAAAAUGAGAAAACAUAACUACACUCUCCCUUUAAAGGUGAAAUUCCUUUCAGAAGAUGGAAUAGAUCAUGGAGGAAUAUGUGCUGAGUUCUUCUCUCUACUUGGACAUGAGAUAACAAAACGCUCGGAUGUAAUUCAAGUGUUGGAUGACUCCGGGCUCUUCUGGUUCUCUACUGAGCCUUCCCGGGGUGUACUGUAUUUUAUCGGCAUCAUGUGUGGACUGGCCUUUUAUAAUCACCAUUUCAUGAACAUCGGCUUCCCGCUGGCACUGUUCAAAAAGCUGCUGAAUCACAGUCCAACUUUAAGUGACCUGGAGGAGCUAUCACCAGUGGAGGCUAGAUGUCUAAAAGAUUUGCUGUUUGAAGAUGAAGAUGUUGAGGAGGUGUUCUGUUUGGAUUUCACAGUGAAAGGACAGGAACUCAUUCCAAACGGAGCAGAAAUCCCAGUUACCAAUGUCAACAGGCAGAAAUAUGUGGACUUGUAUGUUGAUUAUGUUUUCAACAAGUCUGUGAAGCAUCAGUUUGAGGAGUUUGCAGAAGGUUUUUCUCGUGGAUGCCCCUUUGACUUCUGGAAGAUGUACCAGCCUGAAGAGCUAAAGGACUUGCUCUAUGGCAAGGCAGAAUACAAAUGGAAGGAAUUCCAAAAGGGUGCCACAUAUGAAUGCUGUUCACCAUCCGAUAACCUCAUCCAGAAUUUCUGGACUGUUUUCUUUGAGAUGGAUGAAGAACAUCAGAAGAGACUUUUGAAAUUCAUCUACGGGACGGACCGCUUGCCUGUAGGAGGACUGUCUAAAAAGCACCUGAAAAUUGUGAGAUGUUUCAGUGACGAUGCAGAUAACCGUUUCCCCUCGGCUCAGACCUGUUACGGCGUACUGCUUCUUCCAGACUACAGCAACAUAAAAAUACUUCGAGAAAAACUCACUGAUGCCAUCACAUUUUGUGACGUUUUUGGAAAUGCUUAA